This is a messenger RNA of Penicillium cosmopolitanum, 771 nucleotides long. RefSeq names its product peroxiredoxin. Gene Ontology annotation, cellular component: cytosol; mitochondrion. Lineage: Eukaryota; Fungi; Ascomycota; Eurotiomycetes; Eurotiales; Aspergillaceae. The transcript is spliced from 2 exons. The coding region runs from base 1 to 771 and encodes 256 amino acids. The record is from RefSeq and is a predicted model, not a curated record. Gene Ontology annotation, biological process: cellular response to oxidative stress; cell redox homeostasis; cellular oxidant detoxification. Gene Ontology annotation, molecular function: peroxiredoxin activity.
AUGCAGGAAGAAACGAGGUCCACCCCUCUCCGUCUUGGGUCGAUUGCCCCUAACUUUCAAGCCGAAACUACCAUCGGCCCUAUCGACUUUCACGAGUGGGUCGGCAACAAUUGGGCGAUUCUCUUCUCCCACCCGGAGGAUUACACCCCAGUCUGCACCACGGAGCUGGCCGCACUGGCCAAAUACGAGCCCGAGUUCACCAAGCGCAACGUCAAGUUGAUCGGUCUAUCUGCCAACGACAUCGAGUCGCACGAUGGCUGGAUCAACGACAUCGCCGAGAUAGCCGGAUGUGCCUUGACCUUCCCCGUCAUCGGCGAUAAGGACCGCCAGAUCGCUUAUGCCUAUGACAUGUCAGUGGAUUUCCUUUCUCCUCUCUGCCCCUCCCCUACCCAGGCAGCCCACUUCCGUCAUAAACUCACGUGUCCCAACAGGCUUGAUCACCAAGAUACUACCAAUGUGGACGCGAGGGGAAUCGCCUACACCAUCCGGUCUGUAUUCAUUAUCGACCCCAAUAAGGUCAUUCGCCUGAUUCAAUCCUACCCUGCCUCCACGGGCCGUAACACAGCCGAACUUCUCCGCGUACUCGACUCUUUGCUCGCUACUGACAAGCAUUCCAUCAAUACCCCCGUCAACUGGGAGCCCGGUGAUGAUGUGGUCGUACCCUCCCACAUCGCGGAUGAGGAUGCCAGGGCCCGGUUCCCUAACAUGCAGGUGGUCAAGCCGUACCUGCGGUUCACCCCGUUGGCCAAGGAGAGUUUUACCUCCAUUUGA